Molecule: messenger RNA, 1124 nt
Organism: Biomphalaria glabrata
Lineage: Eukaryota; Metazoa; Mollusca; Gastropoda; Planorbidae
Exons: 1
Coding region: 112-1041 (309 amino acids)
Source: RefSeq, a predicted model, not a curated record
UUACAUAUAUUUCCAGCUUUGGUUAUCAAUGUGUCUCCAACUAAACUAGAUGCUGGCCUGUCAAGAAACCUGAACGUUGAAUGUCUCUUAUCGCCUGGUGAAGUUCCGGCCAUGUCAUAUCUAAUUUCAUUGUCUCUUUACUUCGCUAAAAACAAACCUGAGACAGAACAGAUUAAUAAUUUAGAAAGUCAUAAAUUAGUAUUCAGCUAUCUUGCUUCGAUAAACAGCUUUGACUCAAUUGUCAAUGUCGAAAGAGACAAUUCUUCCAGUGUAAAGUAUUUUGGUCAGAUGAAUAGAAGUAAUGCAUCUUUCCUGCGACUUAUUUGGGAAUACCCGGACUCGAGACAAGCCGGUGUGUACAAGUGUGAAGCCAAUGGUAUUAACGUGAUUGGAAAGCCAGUGUCACUGACAGCCGAGUCUUCGGUCACUGCUGUAGAUCCAGACACUAAACGUCUGAUUGCGGAACUACAGAAACUUUCAAGAAUGGUAGAAGAAAUUCAGUUGCGCGUCAACAGUUCGGAAACGCGCAUAGAAUUUCUUGAGUCCGAAAGUCAAUUAAAGUUCUUCAGACAACAGGCUGUCGAGGAAGCCCUCUUCGUAGUGAUACCAGAGUUUCAAGGGAGGAAAUACAUGCUGACCAAGAACAGACUUUUAAUGACAGCUGAUCAGGCUGUUAUGUUGUGUGUGAUGUUUGACGGCUACCUGGCUGAAAUCGAUACCGAGGCUGAAUACAACUACCUUCGUGACCAUGUGUUCAAGCCAAGUUCUUUUGAUUAUGUUGUCACAGGGGCAACAGACGAAAAAAACGAAGGUGUUUGGAUAAAUAGAUAUAGUCAAUCUCGCGUAACUUUCUUCAACUGGGGAAUUCAACAACCACAAGGGGGUAGGCUAGAAAACUGUCAAAGUUUUGCCCGGUAUGAUAGCUGGCUUCAACACGAUUUCAGAUGCUCCGUUGUCACCGAAGUUCAAGUCGGCUUUCUGUGUGAAGUAGACAAUUACGGAUUGAUUGGAAAAACGAAUCAAACCUCAUUGUACAAAUGAUUUGUCUUGCACGGCGAAGUUUGAAAAAAAUCUACACCUUUAAAUAAAUGUUCAUAAAUAUAUGUCUUUGUAAAAGGUAAUAA